This is a messenger RNA of Clunio marinus, 261 nucleotides long. NCBI's taxonomy places the organism in Eukaryota, Metazoa, Arthropoda, Insecta, Diptera, Chironomidae. The record is from the annotation of a GenBank genome assembly.
AUGAGAGUUUUUGAAAAUGGCAAAUGGAAUGAAUUUAUAAACUCUCACUUGACCAUCUUUAGUGUCAUUAAGCUGAGCUUUCAGCUCUGGGUAAAACAUUUAAAAGAUGAAAAAAGACGAUGUGUUACUGUGGUGAAGGCUUUGUUUCAUUUCAAGAACGUUGAUUUUGGGUUGAGGCAACACUUUAUGAGUGACAAACAUCUCACACUGAGGUUGUUAUAUGUGAAAGCUGACUUCCCGCAUUCCUUCAUUCUAGUUUAA